CCUUCUGGGGAUGGAGCAUUUCUUGGUGGAGCCAGUAUUCAGAGGAUAGAGGUUUGGGAAGUGGGGGCAGGGAAGGCUGAGGACAUGGCAGGGAGGAAAGCACAGUGGCAGAUGGAUUUAGAGCACUCUCUGAAGUCUGGAGAACCCUGAAGGCAAAGACCUUGAGAGCCAGACUCCCAGGCUGGAGUGAAUCCUAUCCAAGCCAUAGGGGAUGUGCAGACGUGCAGCACCUAACGGACCCACUGAAGGCAGCAGGAGUGGAUACACAAUGCGCCCGCUGUGGUUCAGGUGGCUGGCCAGAAGGGCCUAGACGAUGCGGGAUAGUGGGAGAAAUGGAGAAAAGGAGGGUGGGGUGGGCAAAAAUGGGAGAUAAGAGCCCACAGUGGGAGUUAAAGAGCUGGAAGAGUUUUGGAAAUGGAGGAUCUGGAGGGAGAGUUGGUCAAGGAGUGACUUAAUCUGAACUGUACUCAGAGGGACGGGAACAGGCACGAGCCCCAGGCGCCUCCGUUUACUCGGCCACACUUGAAUUGUGGCCGUCUGCAGCCCUUGGGGCCGGGCCAGGGCUUCCCCAGCGAGGGGGCUGUCGGGACCCCCGGGGCCCCGAGCUCGCGCAGCGCGGCGGCUGAAGACACGCCCGGUCCGGCGGCGCUGGAGGCGGGCGGGCGAGCGCCGUGGUCGCCCUUCCUCCUCCUCCUCUCCCGCCCCGAGCGGAAGGCCCGCGUCCGGCGGGAGAACGAGUGUCCACCUCCUGGGCCCGGGGCUAAGGCGGGAGAGCGGCCACCACGGGGCGGAGUGGGGGGGGGCGAGGCGCGGGCGAUCCCCGGGGCAGCGCCGCCACUCCGCGCUCCCGCCCCCGGUGGCCGGACGUGGCACCUCCCCGCGGCGGCCGGAGCCCGGAGGUGGGGUCGGGAGCCGGAGCCCCGGGGCUGGUGUGACCGCGCGGCCGCCGGCGCCCAGAAGCGCGUCUCGGGCUGGAGUUCAGUGAACCCAACAGGAAAGGCCCCGAAAUGCGCCGGCCAGCGGCCAUCCGCUCCCCCGGCGUCCCCGGAGUCCCGCUGUCGCGCCACACCGCGUGACUCUGCCGCCCCCUGCGGUCGCCAGGCUAGUGCCUCUCUCCUGCCUCGGCCUACAAGAGCUUGGAGCCCCAGGCCCCGCGGAGCUGGCCUCAGCACUCAACUGCGCAGCCAUGGAGGCCCCGGCGCCUGGGGGCGACCGCGCCUCCCCAGCCUCGUCCACUCGCAGCCUGGACCUGCGGCGGCUGUCCGCGCGCGCCGACUCGGCCUACAGCGCUUUGUCCGCGGCCUCCGGCGCUCCCGAGCCGGCCACGCCGUCGCCUGGGACCGACCUCCUCCCUUACCUGGACUGGGACUACGUGCGCGUGGUGUGGGGCGGCCCGGCCCCCGCCAGCGGCCUUCGCACGUCGCCGCAGCCCCGCCGCGGGCCGCGGCCGCCGGAGCUCCGGGGGACGCCGGGGCCGCUCAGCCGCCAGGCCACCCCGCUGCUGUUUGCGCUGGCGGCCGAGGCGGAGGCGGCGGCGCGGGCCGUCGAGCCGCCCAGCCCGCCGGCCUCGCGGGCCGCCUACCGCCAGCGGCUGCAGGGCGCCCAGCGGCGAGUGCUGCGGGAGACGUCCUUCCAGCGCAAGGAGCUCCGCAUGAGCCUGCCCGCCCGCCUGCGGCCCCCCGCGGCGCACCCGCGCUCCGCCUCGCUCAGCCACCCGGGCGGCGGCGGGGAAGUGGAGCCGGCGCGCUCCGGGGCUCCCUCGAGGGGAACCGCUGGCCGGGGGCGCCUAGCCACCCAGCAGCGGAAGUGGUGCUUCUCGGAGCCAGGGAAGCUAGACUGCGUGGGUCGGGGCGGUGGAUCCGCCGGGGAAUGCUCGAGUGAGGCCGGCUCCAGUUCUGGCAUUGCCAGGCCCGAGCCCCAGGAGCGUAGGGUGCUGGCAGAAUUCGAAGGUCGCCGGCACAGAUGGCCGCCUGAAACCCAGCCCCGAGCCAUAGAGGACCCAGAACCUCGGUCCCUGAAGCUCGGUGACGCCUAUAGACCUUCUAGUCGGAGUCGGAGCGCUUCAGGGGAAGUCUUGGCUCCCUGGGGAGGUCCAGGAGGGGUCAUGCCCCUUGUCCAGGCUGUUCCUCACGGAGCAGAAACCCCCAGACCAUUGUUUCAGACCAAACUUGCCAGGUUCCUGACUCAAAAGGAAGCCGCAGUGGUGUGUCCUGCAGAGUAUCCCCAGAGCAGUCCCAUUGGCUGGGAACAGAGGGUCUCAGAGACAUGCAUGGGGUCUGCCGGGCUCCCAUCCCUUCCAGAUGAUGAGGUUUUCCUGGAAGAAGUCCCCCUGGACAGAAGGAGAUCACCUCCAGACACCCAUGCCCCCCCAGGAAACCCACCCAGUGUCCAUGUCUCUGACCAGCAGUAUGGAACUGGCUCGGGCCAGAGGGCUGACCAGGCUACAGUCUCCCUGGAGCGCCCCCUCCAUGAGCACCCAGAGACUGCAGGGGCAGAUGACUGCUGGCAGAGGAUAAAUGGUUCUAUGGGUGUCUCUAAGACCAUAAACUACAGCCCACCCAGGACUGCAAAUGGUGACAUCGCAACCUUUGACCCCAGUGGACGGCUGACCAUUGACUCACUUGCAGCUGCAGAGAGUGACUCUCUCAAACCUCUCCCAGCUGAUGCCCUGGGACCUCCAAGCAACAAUACCCCGGGUGCUCCUGGCCAUACCGCCCUGGCUUGGGGCACUGGCCAGCCUGCUUCCAGGCCAACAUGGCCCAGUCCUCGCCUUGAGGAGCUGGUUCGGGAGCUGGCCAGACUGGAUCCCUCUAUGAGUGACACUCUCACUUCCUGUCCCAGCCCAGAGCCACCUCUGGACCUGCUUGAUGGGCUGAUUCCUUUAGCAGAGGUCUGGGCUGCCAUGAGGCCAGCCUGUGAGGAGGCCGGAAAGGAGGCUGGUGGUAGUCCUGAGCCAGGGUUCUAUCUAUUUAGCUCCAGCCAGUUCCUGCCAACUUGUCAGGAGGAGACAAGGUUUGGAAACCAUACCACCCACCUUGUGCCUGACCAGGCCUGUGGCCAGGGUCUCCCUGAUGCAAAUAACAGCAUCCAAGCCAAGAAAAUGGAGCUAGCCGACCUCCUCCAAAAGAUGCUGCGGAACCUUCAGGCCGAGCAGGAGCAGCUGCACGGGGCGGCCCAGGCUUGGGCCAGGCGCGGGGCCGCUCUGGAGGCCGCGGUGGGCCAGGCCUGUGCUCCCCGCGACCGAGAGCGGUUCAGCAGGUUCAUGGCCGAUCUAGAGCGCGUGCUUGGCCUGCUGCUGCUGCUGGGCAGUCGCCUGGCCCGCGUGCGGCGCGCCCUGGCCCGGGCGGGCGCAGACAGCGACCCGGACGAGCAGACUCUAAAUUGCAAACCGAAUAGGGAAGCGGCGUUCUGUCUGGAACAGCCUGCUCGGCACACCACGUCCCUCCGCGAGCGGCGGUGUAAACCUCCGGGAUCCUCGCAGGAACAGAUCGCGGUGCUGUUCAUUCACAUGUAAAUCAGAAGCUUGGGUGGAAAUAAACACGUGAGGUCACCAGUGCUUCACAGAUUCAAGUCCAGAGGUGUGACAGUUCUGGAAGGGUAAGGCCAGGACAAGAGAUUCAAGGCAAAAAGCAAUCUGGAGAGCAAUAAAAAGUCUAUUUGUCAAACUAUUUUAAAAGGCCAAAUAAUUUCUUCCAGGAAAAGGCCAAAAAAGGGGGAGAAUAUGGGUUCUGAGUGGGCCCAGCUUUAGAACUGUGUUGAGGAGUGCUUUCAGUCCAGCUGGCUGGAUGACAUCUGUUUAGGUCUAGAAGAUAGGGGUAGGGAUGCUACGGGAAUAUGCAUUAAGAAAGACAUUUUGAUGUCUAUUUUCAACUAAAGUGAUAUCAUACAGAAUGUGAGAUAAUCUCCCUUUGGUGGGAAUAUACAUUUUUCCCAUCGGAGUCCAUUGUUAUUUAUGUAUACAAAUACGAACAUGGUUAAAGAAUGGUGAUCUUGUAAAGCAAAGCCACAAAUGAGAGCUAUUUGGUUUUGGAAUGCAGCCAGAUACCCCUGUGGGACUAACGGGCACCCCUGGUUAUAUUUCAAGAUGGUAUUGCAGUUCCCAAGGAGCUCUACCUACUUCCCUAUGCUGCACCCUCCUCACAGUCUGUAGGAUAGAUACUGCCAUUCUUGCGGCCGAUGGAAGAGGGAGAUAGAGCUUGGAGAACUGGGUGACUCACCUAAGGUCAAUAGAUGAGUAAGGGCUGAGAUGAGACCACCUUGCUUUUCUGCAGCAGGAUACUGUGAUGGAAAAGAGCACCAGGAGGCCAUCCCAGCUCUGACUGUUAUAGCUGUGAGGCCUGAACAAGUUACAGUUUCUCGAGGCUUCUGUUUCCUCACUUUAAAUUCAAGAUACCAACAGGACAUACCUUGUAAGGUUGAGAUUAAUACCCGCACAGUGAUUAAAACUGCUCCUGGUGCUUCACAAACCCAGGCUGUAUGUGCAUCACCCAUAUCCUGGUCUCCAUUAGGUAAGUGAGACAUGUUCUAGAACAACCUCCAACCUCCUUUAAAGGAAGUAUAAACCUUUAUUUAAAAGCUUGCUCUGGAUGACUCAUAAACAUCUAUAUAUAACAAUUAACUUCUCUCCCAUUAAAAGGAGUGAUUCUCUUCCCUGUGACAAUUCUAGCCAGCUAAAUUGCCUUAAUUUAUAAGCAACUUUUUUUUUGGUCAUUUGUUGAAAAUACCUCUCAUAGGUGUACCUCCUGCUAGGCAAUAAAUAGUUCUUGAAAAGUUUCCAUAUGUGUAUCAAAGUAUAAUUUCCUACUGACUUACAGUUUCAGAAAGUUUUGACCUGCAAGGAAAAAACGGUGGUUUCUAACACCUAAGUUUUAAGUUUACUGAUCCUAAACUCUUGCCAAAUGUUUUAUUUCACUCAGAAGGCUUGUAGCAUGCUUCUGAAACACAAGGAUUCUUCUGGCAGUUUAACCCUCCUCUGAUUUAAAUGUGUAAUAGACAUUGGUUAUUAUUACUUUGCUGGUUUAGAUUUUGUCUUUCUUAAGGCAGGUCAUACCUGUGUUUGUGACCUUUGUUAUCCUGUCUCAGUCAAGCCUCUCUUUUACCAUGGAAAAUCUCUAAUAUUUUAUUCUGUCUUCCAGACCUUCAGCAACUGAGAUUGCUAUAAUUAUUGCCUCCCACAAUUUUUCUGCAGAGGCAGAUUUAAUUUGCAUUUUUAAAUAAUUUAUGCAGCUUAGCUAGAGUUCCAGGCAAGGAAGGUGGGGAGGGUCAGAUCAGGGCCUGCAUUCAUCUGUUGUUUUUUUUUUGGAUGCUAUAUUCGUGUGUGGAUGCAGCCUGCAUUUAGCUGAUCAAUCCAAACUCUUUCAAUAACAGAAUGCCUGGAAGAGGCAGAAGAGGAUGAGGAGAAACUGAAGGAAUUAAGUAGAUAAAAAGACAAGAAAAAUACAGUAGCAAGAGCUGGAGAAUGUUUAAGGGAAGUACAUUAUCACACAAGCAGGAACAAAAUGGGAGACUUGUUUAUUUCAUUGCUUAA
Molecule: messenger RNA, 5527 nt
Organism: Mirounga angustirostris (Northern elephant seal)
Lineage: Eukaryota; Metazoa; Chordata; Mammalia; Carnivora; Phocidae
Gene: SHROOM1
Product: shroom family member 1
Exons: 10
Coding region: 1187-3514 (775 amino acids)
Biological process (GO): actin filament bundle assembly; cell morphogenesis
Cellular component (GO): apical junction complex; apical plasma membrane; cortical actin cytoskeleton
Molecular function (GO): actin filament binding
Source: RefSeq, a predicted model, not a curated record